AUGGGAGACAACCUCUUCCUUGGUCAGAGAUCCAUAACGGAUACUGACAUCUUUCCUCACACAUCUCCAUCUUUGCCACAAAAACUCUGUUCCCCAAGGAGGCUUGAGGCUGACUUGGAAGAGGUGGUGGCGGCAGUGCAGUUCUCUCUGGAUCUUAACGUGGGUGCUAAACCUAGGGGAAACACCCCUCCUCAGCUGAAUAAAGGGAAUGGGCUUAUUUGCUUGGGCUCAGAAGAAGAGACGGGCUUUGCGGGCCAAACACACAAUUAUGGAAGCCCACAUUAUAUGAUGGAGGAACAACAACCAUUAUCCAUUGUUCAAGAAGCCCAACUGAACUAUGAAAGGGAGCUUGGACGGGCUGAAAAGAAGAGGAAACAAGAGUGGCUUCUCAAUCUGGCAGGAGGCCCUAGUGGAGAGUGUUUGCAUUCUAACUUGUCCAAAUCUUUUCUGUUUAGUCCAGGGUCAAAAGGUAACGGAGCUAGAGAUAAAAGGAAAAAGAUUGGAGCAAAGAAGAGAACGAGGGCAGGAGUUCCGACUGAAACUCAAGAAGCAGGGGAUAAGAACUACUCCUCCUCUGAGGCGGCGGUGGUUAGCCUUAAUCCACCUAAUCCAGAAUGA
This is a messenger RNA of Linum trigynum, 618 nucleotides long. NCBI's taxonomy places the organism in Eukaryota, Viridiplantae, Streptophyta, Magnoliopsida, Malpighiales, Linaceae. The record is from the annotation of a GenBank genome assembly.